AAAUCUGGCUUAGGGUUUUUGGAGUUUGUACGGAUAAAUCAUCAUCCUUUUUGUCUUCCGUUGACUGAUUCAGCUUCUUUUCUGAAUUUAUUGAUUUGGGUUUCUCUUGUUCUUCAUUGAAUCAUUGUUCUUCAAGUUGGAUUGUGUCACUAAAAACGAAGUUGAAUGUGUUUGUGUGGUGGUUGGUUUGUAGUGGUUUUGAUCUUGGAGGUUUUUUGAUUAGUGGUGUUCAUCGAGUUUUAGAAGAAGAUGGAUUUAAGUGAGAAAGAUGAGUUUUCAGCAGAGAAGAGGAAUCCUGAUAGCUAUGAUUUGGUUAGUAAUCCGUCUGGUGAUUGGCGAGUUUCGGGUUCUAACCCGAUUGAUUCAUAUCCUUCAGAGAAUCUGAUAUCAGCUGGUCCUGCGUCUUGUUCUCCAUCUCAGAUUAUGGAUUCAUUUGGGCAAACUCUUUGGUAUGAUCCCACUAGUGUUCAGGCUGUGGGUUAUGGCGGUUUUAAUGUCCAGAACAAUGGUGGUAAUGCUUCGUCUUCUUCGUUUAGGGGUAAUAUUGAUAGAUCUCUUGAAAUGGGUUGGAAUCUGCCUAAUUUGUUGCCUCCUAAAGGCAAUGGUCUUUUCUUGCCGAAUGCGAAUAGCUUCCUUCCUCCGAGUAUGGCUCAGUUCCCGGCUGAUUCAGGGUUUAUAGAGCGUGCUGCGAGGUUUUCGCUUUUUAGCGGUGGGAAUUUUAGUGAUAUGGUGAAUCAACCACUUGGGAAUCCUGAGUCGAUUGGUUUGUUUCUUCAAGGUGGUGGAACAAUGCAAGGGCAGUGUCAAAGUAAUGAACUUAAUGUUUGUGAACCUCACAAUGAUGUAUCUACAGAAGUGAAAGACCCAACUGUUAGAUCUAGUGAACAAGCUAAACCGAAUGUUCCUGGAUCGGGCAAUAUAUCUGAGGAUACUCAGUCUAGUGGUGGUAACGGUCGGAAAGGCAGAGAAACUUCUUCCAACACAAAGAAGAGGAAAAGAAAUGGGCAGAAUUCUGAAGCAGCUCAAUCACACAGAUCUCAGCAAUCUGAGGAAGAACCAGACAACAAUGGUGAUAAAAAGCUGAAUAGUGAGCAAAGUCCAAAUUCACCUGGAAACAAGACAAACAGUGGGAAACAACAGGGCAAACAAAGUUCUGAUCCUCCAAAAGAUGGAUAUAUUCAUGUGCGGGCACGAAGAGGCCAGGCUACAAAUAGCCAUAGUCUUGCAGAAAGGGUUAGGAGAGAAAAAAUUAGUGAAAGGAUGAAGUUUCUUCAAGAUCUUGUACCGGGUUGCAACAAGGUGACUGGGAAGGCAGUUAUGCUUGACGAAAUCAUAAACUACGUACAAUCAUUACAACGCCAAGUUGAGUUUUUAUCGAUGAAGCUUGCAACUGUGAACCCACAAAUGGACUUUAACCUUGAAGGUCUUCUUGCAAAAGAUGCACUUCAACUACGAGCUGGUUCUUCAUCUACAACACCAUUCCCCCCAAAUAUGUCAAUGGCUUAUCCUCCUCUACCACAUGGAUUCAUGCAACAAACCCUUUCCAGCAUCGGAAGGACCAUUAGCUCUCCAUUGUCUUCUAUGAAUGGUGGAUUCAAGCGACAGGAAACAAAUGGAUGGGAGGGUGAUUUGCAAAAUGUGAUCCACAUUAACUAUGGAGCUGGUGAUGUCACACCUGACCCUCAAGCAGCAGCUACAGCAUCUCUCCCAGCUGCAAAUAUGAAGGUUGAGCCAUGAUAUUUCUUCUUGUUAGAUAGAAUAUUAAAUUAUUGUAAUCUUU
Molecule: messenger RNA, 1780 nt
Organism: Arabidopsis arenosa
Lineage: Eukaryota; Viridiplantae; Streptophyta; Magnoliopsida; Brassicales; Brassicaceae
Source: the annotation of a GenBank genome assembly